CCUGUCAGUGCCAGUCAGUGCCUCCUAUCAGUGCCACCUACCAGUGCCUCCUCAUCAGUGCCACCUAUCAGUAUCCAUCAGUGCAGCCUAUCAGUGCCCAUCACUGCAGCCUCAUUAGCGCACAUCAGUGAAGGAGAAAAAUCACUUAUUUACAAACUUUUAUAACAAAAACUAAGCAAAAAUGUUUUUUUUUCUUCAAAAAUUUCAGUUGUUUUUGGUUUAGCAAACAAUAAAAAACCCAGAAGUGAUUAA
Messenger RNA from Staurois parvus, 252 nucleotides. The record is from the annotation of a GenBank genome assembly. Lineage: Eukaryota; Metazoa; Chordata; Amphibia; Anura; Ranidae.